CCAGGGGCUGUGGUCCUAUGAUGGCUGGAACAAUCUCAAUUACGUGACUGAGGAGCUUAAGCGCCCAGAGGUAAGAGAGAAAAGUUGAAGUAAGCAUUGAGGUAAUUUUGCCCAAAUCACUUAUAUUUAUUUAUAUACUUUUAUUUUUUACAACUGGUGAAGAUAAAUAUGUGUCUUAACAGUGAAGGCAACUUUUUUUUAAAAGCAACAAUUGUGUGAAAAUCGAAUUAUUUCACUUUAUAACAUCUGUAUUUGUAUGUUGCUUUCAAAUGAUGGAUUGUUUCACAUGUUUGAGCAUGCAUGAAUGCCUUAAGCUCAGCCCCACCUGAGUAGGAGUCUAUAAAGAGGUCAUUGUGCUGGGACAUUGACACUUAUUGGUGAUGGCCAGUGAGAAGUGCACGCUUAGCCUGCAGAGGGAGGUGGGGCUGCUGGGAGCAGUGUCCUUCAUUGCUGGGACUAUGAUUGGUUCUGGGAUUUUCAUCUCUCCUCAGUAUGUUCUCACUGUUAUUGGCAGUCCUGCUGCCAGCCUGAUCAUCUGGGCAUCAUGUGGAUGUCUGGCUAUGCUGGGAGGCCUCUGCUAUGCCGAGCUGGGCACGGUUAUUCCAGAGUCUGGAGCAGAGUAUGUUUACAUGCUGCGGACUACAGGGAAAGUCACAGCCUUUCUGUUUGUGUUCAGCUUUGUGAAUGUCAUGAGACCGGCCAGUGCCACAGGGAUCGCUCUGAGUGUGGCUGAGUAUGUGGUGGCUCCUUUUUACAGUGACUGUACCCCUCCACAGCUACUGGUCAAGUGCGUAGCAGCAGGAUGCAUCCUAACUCUGGCUAUUGUUAACUGUUUAAGUGUGCGCACUGCCACACUCAUCCAGGUCCUCUGUACUGCAGUCAAAGUGCUUGCUCUCACUGGCAUUGCCCUGGGAGGCUGUGUGAUGCUUUUCCAAGGAGAAACUGGGAGUAUCAACUCUUUUGAAGGAACAAAUGUUGGUGUGAAUUCCAUUGGCAUAGCCUUUUAUCAAGGGCUAUGGUCCUAUGAUGGCUGGAACACUCUGAACUUUUUAACUGAGGAGCUGAAACAUCCAGAAGUAAGGUGUUUUGGCUACAUUUUAAAGAACCAAAUGUGGCGGAUUAAAAAUCUUGCUUUGUGUUCUGCUAAAUAGGUCGUUUGGUCAUUUGUCAUCCAUAAUACACAAAUAUUUGAAAAAUGGUUCAACUGAAACUUUGUAAAUUUGCUUAAAAUAUAAUGUAGCUUUAACUGAUGUGUUAUCUUUUCUAAGUGUGAUAAGGGUUUAUGAUGUUAUGUGUCUGUAAUUGGUAGUGGGUAAAACCUGUUAUAACCCAUUGCGAUGACCCUUGCAUAGGUGGAGAAUUGUUAUGACCAUGGCUUUAAUCAUAAAUGUUCAAACUGUGGUGAAGUCAGAGUUAAACA
Messenger RNA from Boleophthalmus pectinirostris (great blue-spotted mudskipper), 1420 nucleotides. RefSeq names its product b(0,+)-type amino acid transporter 1-like. Lineage: Eukaryota; Metazoa; Chordata; Actinopteri; Gobiiformes; Gobiidae. Gene Ontology annotation, biological process: amino acid transmembrane transport. Gene Ontology annotation, cellular component: membrane. Gene Ontology annotation, molecular function: L-amino acid transmembrane transporter activity. The record is from RefSeq and is a predicted model, not a curated record. The coding region runs from base 381 to 1151 and encodes 256 amino acids. The transcript has a single exon.